AUGGCUCCAUACCUGGGCUCAACCCCUUCGACAUCCUCGGACUCAGGAUCACCCAUGAUCCAUCAGAAUGGACACACUGAUGAUGCUAUUCCAAUCGCCAUCUGUGGCAUGGCACUUCGCCUUCCAGGAGGCAUAUCUACCCCAGAAGCAUUCUGGGAUUUCCUUAUCAACAAAGGAGACGCCAGAGGACCUGUUCCUGAGUCUAGGUACAAGGCAUCUAGCUUUUACUCCAAGUCUCGCAAGCCAGGCCAUGUCGCCAGCGAAUAUGGCUACUUCCUUGAUGAGUCUGUAGACAUUGGAGCUCUUGACACGAGCUUCUUUAGCAUGCCCAAGGUUGAAGUAGAGCGUGCAGACCCACAGCAGCGUAUUCUCCUUGAACUCACUCGAGAGUGCUUUGAGAGUGCUGGAGAGGUUGACUAUCGUGGCAAAACUAUUGGCACAUAUGUUGGCUCCUUUGGAGAGGACUGGCUCGAGCUCUUUGUCAAGGAUCCCCAGUUCAAUGGCACUUACAAGAUCACCGGAUAUGGUGACUUCGUACUUGCCAACCGGAUUUCUUACGAAUAUGACCUCAAGGGUCCCAGCAUGGUGAUCCGCACUGGUUGCUCCUCGGCUUUGAUAUGCCUUGAUGAGGCCUGCACGGCGAUUCGAUACGGCGAAUGUGACUCGGCUCUCGUGGCUGGCACCAACCUCAUCAUGGCACCAGGACUCACCGUCUGCAUGUCCGAACAGGGAGUCUUGUCCCCUAACGGCUCUAGUCUUACCUUUGAUGCUGAUGCCGACGGAUACGCUCGUGGCGAGGCUCUCAAUGUUGUCUAUAUCAAGCGACUCGAUCAUGCAAUCCGCGAUGGCAACCCCAUCCGUGCUGUCAUCCGUGGAACAUCAAACAAUGCCGAUGGCAAGACACUCGGGCUCAGCGUCCCAAGCUCAGCAUGCCAUGAGGCUAUGAUUCGCAGAGCCUACAAGAUUGCUGGUAUCGAUGACAUCACAAGGACCGGCUAUGUCGAAUGUCAUGGUACUGGAACAGCAGCCGGCGACCCCAUUGAAGUAUCUGCAGUUGCCAGUGUCUUUGGCGAUAGUGGCGUCUAUAUUGGCUCUGUGAAGCCCAACGUCGGCCACUCUGAGGGAGCAUCUGGCCUAACCUCCUUGAUAAAAGCAGUCAUGGCUUUGGAGAAGGAUACGAUCCCUCCCAACAUCAAGUUUAAUAAGCCCAACCCAAAAAUUCCGUUUGAGGAGAAGAAGCUCAAGGUUCCUCUUGAACCUACUCCGUGGCCAGAGGACAGAGACAAGCGUGCCUCUGUCAACUCUUUCGGCAUUGGUGGUGCGAAUGCUCAUGUAGUCAUUGAGUCGGCCAAGGCUUACCUGGGCACCGUUGACUCACCAAGUGAGGGCGAAGAGUUGCCAGACCACCCACAGCUUAUGCUGUAUUCGGCCAACACAGCAGAUUCAUUGAGGCGACAAGUUGUGCAGAGCCAAAAAUACCUUGACGAGCAUCCAUCGGCGACACAGGAUAUUGCCUACACACUUAGCUCAAGGCGAACCCAUCUACCACAUCGAUCUUUCUCAGUCGCGGGUAAAGGGGUAGCACCAAACACAGCGCCUUUCACCAAGGCUCCCUCCUCAUCGGCUGACGUUGUCAUGGUAUUUACUGGACAGAGUGCUCAGUGGGCACAGAUGGGCCUUGAGCUUUUGGAGUCAAAUCCUGUCUUCAGAAAAUCAAUUGAAACCAUGGAGCGGGUACUCCAAAGCCUUCCCGACCGUCCUUCCUGGUCACUCAUCGAAGAGCUCUCUAAGCCCGCGGAAACAAGCAACGUCAAUACUGCUUCUUUCUCCCAACCUUUGUGCACCGCGCUACAGGUUGCCCUAGUUGAUGCAUUAAGCGAGAUUGGCAUCGUGCCUUACGGUGUUGUUGGACAUUCUUCUGGUGAGAUGGCAGCCUCAUACGCCGCUGGAUAUCUUACCGCCUCUGAGGCCAUCGUUGCAGCCUAUUACCGCGGCGUUGUAUCUUCAGAGGUAAAGAAGGCUGGAUCCAUGGCUGCAGUCGGUAUGGGAAGGCAGGAGACGGAGCCGUUCCUGAUUCCAGGCGUUGUUAUCGCCUGUGAGAAUUCGCCCUCGAGCGUUACGAUCUCGGGUGAUACGGAACCACUGGAGCAAGUCCUGGAGUCAGUCCGCGCAAAGAAUCCAGACGUGCUGGCUCGGAAAUUGAAGGUCCGGACAGCCUAUCACUCCCAUCACAUGAAAGAGGUUGGCGAGAGAUAUCACACAUUAACCUCUCAUCAUCUCCAUGACAUCCCGAACGGCAAAGAUCACAGUGCCCCCAAGAAGAAGGCAUUUUUCUUCUCUACUGUUUCUGGAAAACAACUUACCAAUACUGAUCAGCUAGAUUCAAGGUACUGGCAGUCAAACCUUGAGUCACCGGUGCUGUUCAACACUGGCCUGUCGAAUCUUGUCGCACAUCAUGGUGCAACUACCAAGGCAAACCUCAUGUUCUUGGAAAUAGGUCCCCAUUCAGCAUUGGGCGGCCCAAUUCGUCAAAUCUUGGCCAAAUUCUCAGCCAAUUACCCAUACACGUCAUGCAUCAUCCGCAACAAGAAUGCCAGUGAAACAUUCCUCUCGGCUGUUGGCCAGCUCUGGAUCCAGAACGUUGAUAUCGAUUUCGACCAGCUAACCAACCCAAAUAAAACUUCCCGCGUUGUUCCAGAUCUGCCCACUUACCCUUGGAAUCAUGAAAAUUCGUACAUGUUCGAAAAUCGCGUGGCAAAGGAGUGGCGUUGGCGCAAAUUCCGUCACCACGAACUGCUGGGUGUCCGUGUCAUUGAGAGCACAGAGAAUGAACCUGUCUUCCGGAAUGUCAUCUCACUGGCAACUGUUCCGUGGAUUGUGAACCACAACAUCAAAGGAGAUGUUGUAUUCCCCUGUGCCGCAUACGUGGGAAUGGCUGGCGAAGCAGCACGGCAGCUUUGUGAGGGCAACUUCGAGGGCUUUGCUCUCCGUAACGUGGUGAUCGACACAGCCAUGGUUCUGACAGACUCCAAGUCAACCGAGGUCAUCACCAGCGUACGACGGGCGGCGCUCACAGACAGUCUCGACAGCGUGUGGUGGGACUUUGUUGUAAGCUCCUACAACGGAACAACGUGGAUGAAACACUGCACUGCCCAAAUUUCUGCAUUGACGGAAUUAUCAACCGCAGAACGAGCAGAAGACGCUACCAAGCUCUCUCGACAUGUGGAAACCAAUAAAUGGUACCAGGCUCUCCGUACAGUUGGAGCAAACUACGGAGACGAUUUCCAAGGCUUGUCUAAUUUGUCCUGCUCAACAACUCGAAAUCUAUCUAAAGGAAGAGGCAUCCAUACUGUUAAGGAUGAUGGAGAAUCGUCCUACUGCGUGCAUCCCACGAAGUUUGACUUCUUCCUCCAGUUGUUCAGUGUGGCAGCCACCAAUGGCCUAACCCACAAACUCAAUAGGAUGAAUGUUCCUACAUACAUUCAAAAUAUUGAAGUUUACAAGUGUGAUUUGGAGAUCGACAUGGCAAUCAAAGCAAUCCAGACUCGACGCGGCCUUCUUUGUGGUGAUGGAGAGGGCUUCGGAACUGAUGGUAAGAUGGCAAUGAAGAUGACUGGUGUUAAACUCAGUCCCAUCGAGGGGGCUGAAGCAUUUGAGAACCCGGAUCCCCAUGCUGGAGCCAGAGCGUUCUGGAGACCGGAUAUGGACUUUGUCAACUUUGACUCUCUGAUUACCCCUCAUAAUGAGCAACAGCAAUAUUUGCAGCUCUGCGAAGAAUUGAAUCGUGUCGUCAUCCAGGAGGCACUUGCCAAGCUUGAAGGUAUCUCGACAGACAUUCCCCAUUUCCAGCAGUUCUUGGAAUGGAUGAAGAAGCAGCCACAACCGAAGCCCGAUAGUUCUAGGGAAGGUCUUGAAAGUAUUCUUUCAGCAACUACAAUGGAUCCCCUCGUCGUGGCUUUUAGGGUAAUCCUUGAAAACAUUGUCCCUAUGUUCAAGGGUGAAGUUGAUCCUGUUGCUAUCUUGAUGCCAGACAAUACGCUGGCAAACAUCUACAAUUAUUUGGAUCGUUGUGACCGUAAGGAACUAUUCCAGACACUUGGGCACUCAAAGCCCCAGUUACGAAUUCUUGAGAUCGGUGCCGGUACUGGUGGCACUACCAAUACCCUUCUUCAGAAUCUUACGAACUCUGAGAACGGCUCUCUUAUGUAUUCCAGAUAUACAUAUACAGAUAUCUCACCGGCAUUCUUUGGACCUGCCAAAGAACGUUUCGCGACUUACCCAAAUAUGGACUUCCAGGCAUUAGAUGUCACCAAGGAUCCGAUCGAGCAAGGAUUUGUGGCAGGCUCGUAUGACCUCAUCGUCGCAGCAAAUAUUCUCCACGCUACUCCUAGUCUCAAGCAAACUCUCAGCAAUGUGUGCAAGCUACUUCAUCCUGAAGGCCGGCUAUAUAUGGAAGAGCUGUGCUCUGACGUGAAGGCCAUCAAUUUUGUCAUGGGCGUUUUCGCUGGCUGGUGGCUCGGUGUGGAUGACAAUCGCAUCGACGAGCCUUAUGUCUCUCCCGAGACCUGGCACAAUAGCCUGAUAGAAGCUGGUUUCGAUGGCCUGGAGCAUGUAGCUCUCGACUGUCCGCGACCAAAUCACCUGAUGGCUGUAAUGACAGCUAAACCGGCCGUCGAAGCCCCACGACACCAUGCUGCCACUCUCGUUUAUGAUUACGGGACGAUGCAGCUUGCGAAAAACCUCUCAAAGCAGCUUCAAUCUGAUGGUUAUGACAUCGACCUGCAUCUUUGGGCUACAGGACCACUUCCUAAGGGCAAAGACGUGAUUGCCGUGGUAGACCUCUACAAACCGUUCUUUGAAAACAUUAGCAAGAGCUCCUUUGUCGCCCUUCAAGAAUUUCUAUCAGAGAUUGCUGCGUUAGAAGUCGGUCUUCUCUGGCUCACGCGAUCUUCGCAGUUCAAUUCUCAGGACCCUCGCUGGGGACAAGUCAUCGGUGCCAUGAGAACAAUUCGCGGCGAGAUGAAUGCUGAGAUGGCUACUUGCGAGCUGGAUCAGGUCAAUGCGGAGAAUCUGUCUGCCGCCGUCAAGGUAUUCAAGAAGUUCAACCACCGUCGCUCGGAAGAGCUUCUGCUUCCCGAAUUUGAAUACGCCAUCAUCGAGGGUGUGAUCCAGAUUCCUAGACUGUUCCCUGUGUCAGUAAACGAGGAGCUCCGUGAGUCAGAUACAGACAAUCGGCCGGAGGUGGGCCACGACCUGAGAAUCGGCAAGUUUGGACGACUUAACACCCUGGCGUGGACUGCAAUCCCCGUGAGGGAGUUGAUCGAUGACGAGAUUUUGGUUGAAACGAGGGCUUUUGGAAUGAAUUUCAAGGACGUGCUGAUUGCUAUGGGGAUUGUCGACGCUCGAGUUAAGACCACUCUUGGCAUAGAAGCAUGUGGUAUCGUCAGGAAAGUUGGCCCGAAUGCCCAUGAUCUGAAGCCAGGCGACAGAGUUUUCGCAUUUGGAGAAGGCUGUUUCUCGACUCAUUUGAUUCUACCGCAGAAAGUCUUUGCCAAGAUCCCCGAUUCCCUCAGUUUUGAAGAUGCUGCUACGAUGCCUUGUGUUUUCGCCACUGUCAUCCACGGGCUUCUUGACCAGGGCGGUCUUCAACCCGGGCAGACGGUUCUCAUUCACUCUGCUUGCGGUGGUGUCGGACUUGCGGCUAUCCAAAUAGCCAAGAUGAUCGGCGCUGAGAUAUAUUGCACCGUAGGAAACGAAGAGAAGGUCCAGUACCUCAUGUCUACAUUUGGCAUGCCCAGAGACCGCAUUUUCAAUUCGCGGGACAAGACUUUCCUCGCCGAUAUCAUGGCAGCAACAAAAGGCCGCGGAGUUGAUAUUGUCCUCAACUCUUUAUCUGGUGAACUACUGCACACGUCUUGGGAUUGCGUGGCGGAAUUUGGAAAGCUGAUCGAAAUCGGUAAACGUGAUCUCGUGGGGAACGGCAAGUUGGCGUUGAACGUGUUCGAGCUCAAUAGAAGCUACCACGGCAUCGACCUUGGCCACAUCAUGGAGCUCAGAAUGGAUAUUGGUAACAAUUUACUCAAGAGGGUUGCCAAAUACUUCGAAGAGGGCCAUAUCAAACCUAUCCGUCCCGUCAAGACUUACACAGCAAACGAGAUUGAGGACUGUUUCCGCUAUAUGCAGAAGGGUCAGCAUAUUGGCAAGAUCAUUAUCACGCUGGACCUUCCAGAAGGGAAAUCUUUGGCGACAAGUCAAUCAGCUCGUAAAAUUGAACUGCAACCCUACCACUCUUUCUUGCUGGUCGGUGGUCUGGGCGGUUUGGGCCGUGCUGUCUCCAACUGGCUGAUUGAACACGGAGCUCGCCACUUAGUCUUCCUCUCGCGCAGUGGAGGCGAGACUGCGGAAGAUCAAGCCUUCUUGGAAGAGCUGCGCAGCCAAGGCUGUACUGCUUCCGCGAUCAAGGGCAGUGUUAGCCGGAUUGCCGACGUGGAGCGGGCUGUGGCGACAGCCGGCAGCUUCCUCAAAGGAAUACUCAAUGUCUCCAUGGUCCUUCGAGAUCAGAGUUUUGCAAACAUGUCUUACGAAGACUGGGUUGAUUGUGUUGAGCCCAAGGUUCUCGGGACUUGGAACCUUCACAACGCAACUGUUUCUCGUAAGCUUGAUCUCGACUUCUUCGUGCUCUUCAGCUCCAUCUCGGGAAUCGUGGGUCAACGCGGCCAGGCCAAUUACGCCGGUGCCAAUACCUUCCUGGACAGUUUCGUGCAAUAUCGACAGAGCCUCGGGCUGAAUGCUUCAGCCGUGAACAUUGGUGUCAUGCUUGACCAUGGCUAUGUCGCCGACAACCCCAUCGUGCGGGAGCGCCUUUUGUCUCAGGGAAUAUACGGCAUUCGAAUUGCCGAGAUGCUUGAUGCGAUCACGGCCGUUAUCAUCGCACCUCGUUUAGCCACCCGCGAGCGCUUGUCGAAUAAGCCUUUCGUUAGCAAGAGUGAGCUGCUUGUCGGCAUGCGCAGCACCACACCUAUGACUGAUGCCUCCAAUCGCGUUCCUUGGAAGGGUGAUCGUCGAGUGGGUGUUUACCUGAAUAGCGCCUCUGGUGCUGCAGGGUCAAGCUCGUCAGCAGCGUCGAGCGAGCUCUCCUUGUUCCUGUCGCAAGUGGUUGGAAACCCUGGGGUUCUCUCAGAAGCUACCACUGUCGAUUUUGUGGCCAUUCAGAUCACCAAGCAGCUCAUGAUGCUUCUGAUGAAGCCUGUCGACGACGACACUGAAAUUGAUGUCAACAGCACUCUGCAGGAGAUAGGCUUUGACAGUCUCGUGGCAGUUGAAAUGAGGAGCUGGUGGAAGUCAUCGUUUGGUACAGACAUAAGCGUGCUAGAGAUGCUUGGAGUGGGCAGCCUGAAAGCUUUGGGCCAGAAGGCGGUUGAUGGGCUGAAGGAGAGAUUCGGCGAGGCUGAGAAGGAGGAUGAUUCGGGCGUGAAGAAGUACACGCACGAAGAGGUUUUGACGACCAAGAUGCCGUAG
Messenger RNA from Clonostachys rhizophaga, 7518 nucleotides. Lineage: Eukaryota; Fungi; Ascomycota; Sordariomycetes; Hypocreales; Bionectriaceae. The record is from the annotation of a GenBank genome assembly.